Messenger RNA from Anoplopoma fimbria (sablefish), 3906 nucleotides. RefSeq names its product NACHT, LRR and PYD domains-containing protein 12-like. The transcript has 9 exons. The record is from RefSeq and is a predicted model, not a curated record. Lineage: Eukaryota; Metazoa; Chordata; Actinopteri; Perciformes; Anoplopomatidae. Bases 113 to 3424 code for a protein of 1103 amino acids. Gene Ontology annotation, molecular function: protein binding.
CAGAAUGGGAGCUGAUUCUUAAUGAUUCCUCCACAGAGAGGAUCAGGAGAGCUCACAGGUUCCCAGAGGUCAGUCUGCCCAGCAGCAUCAAACACACCUGGACUCCAUAUUUAUGCUGCUGGAGGAGAACAUCCUCACUUUUGUGAAGAACGAGCUGAAGAAGAUCCAGAAGGUUGUGAGUUCAGAUUACCCAGAAUGCUUGGGGGUGGAUGAGGAGCUGUUGGACGGUGAGGAUGAAGAGCAGAGGAGGAGCAGCAGAGAGGCAUUUCUGAAGAUCACACUGCACUUCCUGAGGAGAAUGAAGCAGGAGGAGCUGGCUGACUGUCUGCAGAGCAGUCAUACGGGAGUUUGUCAGCGUGAACUCAAAUCUAACCUGAAGAAGAAGUUCCAGUGUGUGUUUGAGGGGAUCGCUAAAGAAGGAAAGCCAAUCCUUCUGAACCAGAUCUACACAGAGCUCUACAUCACAGAGGGAGGGACUGCAGAGGUCAAUGAUGAACAUGAGGUCAGACAAAUUGAAACAGCAUCCAGGAAAUCAGACAGACCAGAAACAACCAUCAGACAAGAAGACAUCUUUAAAGUCUCACCUGGAAGAGAGGAACCAAUCAGAACAGUGAUGACAAAAGGAGUGGCUGGCAUUGGGAAAACAGUCUUAACACAGAAGUUCACUCUGGACUGGGCUGAAAACAAAGCCAACCAGGACAUACAGUUCACAUUUCCAUUCACCUUUAGAGAGCUGAAUUUGCUGAAAGAGAAAAAGUACAGCUUGGUGGAACUUGUUCAUCACUUCUUCUCUGAAAUCAAAGAAGCAGGAAUCUGCAGUUUUGAAGAGUUCCCGGUUGUGUUCAUCUUUGACGGUCUGGAUGAGUGUCGACUUCCUCUGGACUUCCACAACAAUGAGAUCCUGACUGAUGUUACAGAGUCCACCUCAGUGGAUGUGCUGCUGACAAACCUCAUCAGGGGGAAACUGCUUCCCUCUGCUCGCCUCUGGAUAACCACACGACCAGCAGCAGCCAAUCAGAUCCCUCCUGAGUGUGUUGGCAUGGUGACAGAGGUCCGAGGGUUCACUGACCCCCAGAAGGAGGAGUACUUCAGGAAGAGAUGCAGAGAUGAGGAGCAUGCCAGCAGGAUCAUCUCCCACAUCAAGACCUCACGAAGCCUCCACAUCAUGUGCCACAUCCCAGUCUUCUGCUGGAUCACUGCUACAGUUUUUGACAAUGUGUUGAAGACCAGAGAGGGAGGAGAGCUACCCAAGACCCUGACUGAGAUGUACAUCCACUUACUGGUGGUUCAGUCCAAACUGAAGAACGUCAAGUACGAUGGAGGAGCUGAGACAGAUCCACACUGGAGUCCAGAGACCAAGAAGAUGACUGAGUCUCUGGGAAAACUGGCUUUUGAUCAGCUGCAGAAAGGAAACCUGAUCUUCUAUGAAUCCGACCUGACAGAGUGUGGCAUCGAUAUCAGAGCAGCCUCAGUGUACUCAGGAGUGUUCACACAGAUCUUUAGAGAGGAGAAAGGACUGUACCAGGACACGGUGUUCUGCUUCAUCCAUCUGAGUGUUCAGGAGUUUCUGGCUGCUCUUCAUGUCCAUCUGACCUUCAUCAACUCUGGUGUCGAUCUGCUGUCAGAAGAACAAACAACCUCCCGAUUGUCUGAAGUCUUUAGAGACAAACCUAAACUAACACAUUUCUACCAGAGUGCUGUGGACAAGGCCUUACAGAGUCCAAACGGAAACCUGGACCUUUUCCUUCGCUUCCUCCUGGGUCUAUCACUGCCGACCAAUCAGACUCUCCUACGAGGUCUGCUGACAAAGACAGGAAUAACUUCACAGACCAAUCGGAGAACAAUCCAGUACAUCAAGAAGAAGAUCAGUGAGGAUCUGUCUGCAGAGAAAAGCAUCAAUCUGUUCCACUGUCUGAAUGAACUGAAUGAUGGUUCUCUAGUGGAGGAGAUCCAACAGUCCCUGAGUUCAGAACAUCUCUCCACAGAUAAGCUGUCUCCUGCUCAGUGGUCAGCUCUGGUCUUCAUCUUACUGUCAUCAGAAAAAGAUCUGGACAUGUUUGACCUGAUUAAAUACUCUGCUUCAGAGGAGGCUCUUCUGAGGCUGCUGCCAGUGGUCAAAGCCUACAACAAAACUCUACUGAGUGGCUGUAACCUCUCAGAGAAAAGUUGUGAAGCUCUGUCCUCAGUCCUCAGCUCCCAGUCCUCUAAUCUGAGAGAGCUGGACCUGAGUAACAACGACCUGCAGGAUUCAGGAGUAAGGCUGCUGUCUGCUGGACUGGAGAGUCCAGACUGUAAACUGGAAACUCUAAGACUGAGUGGCUGUAACCUCUCAGAGAGAAGCUGUGAAGCUCAAUCCUCAGUCCUCAGGUCCCAGUCCUCCAGUCUGAGAGAGCUGGACCUGAGUAACAACGACCUGCAGGAUUCAGGAAUGAAGCUGUUGUCUGCUGGACUGGAGAGUCCACACUGUAAACUGGAAACUCUCAGAGUGAGUGUCUGUAACCUCUCAGAGAGAAGCUGUGGAGCUCUGUCCUCAGUCCUCAGCUCCCAGUCAUCUAGUCUGAGAGAGCUGGACAUGAGUAACAACGACCUGCAGGAUUCAGGAGUGAAGCUGCUGUCUGCUGGAUUGGAGAGUCCACACUGUGAACUGGACACUCUUAGGAUGUCAGGCUGUCUGAUCACAGAGAAAGGCUGUGCUUCUCUGGCCUCAGCUCUAAGCUUCAACCCCUCCCAUCUGAGAGAGCUGGACCUGAGCUACAAUCAUCCAGGAGAAUCAGGAGUGAAGCUGCUGUCUGCUGGGGUGGAGGAUCCACAUUGGAGCUUGGAAACUCUCAGGGUGGAGCCUGCUGGAGUCCGAUGGUUCAGACCAGGUCUGAGGAAGUAUUCCUGUGAACUCGCACUCGACACAAACACAGUACACAGAAAACUCAAACUGUCUGACAACAACAGGAAGUUGACACAUGUGGAUGAAGAUCAGUCAUAUCCUGAUCAUCCAGACAGAUUUGACUACUGGGAGCAGCUGCUGUGUAGAACUGGUCUAACUGGUCGCUGUUACUGGGAGGUCGAGUGGAAAGGAGGAGUUUAUAUAUCAGUGAGUUACAGAGGAAUCAGAAGGAGAGGAGACAAUGAUGACUGUUUGUUUGGAGGGAAUGAUCAGUCCUGGAGUCUGUUCUGCUCUGAUGAUGGUUACUUUGUCUAUCACAAUAAGACAAGAACAUCCAUCUCCUACUCCUCCUCCUCCUCCUCUGGUAGAGUAGCAGUGUAUGUGGACUGUCCUGCUGGCUCUCUGUCCUUCUACAGAGUCUCCUCUGACACACUGAUCCACCUCCACACCUUCAACACCACAUUCACUGAACCUCUUUAUCCUGGGUUUGGGUCCAGGUUCAAGUCCUGGUCUGGUUCCUCAGUGUCUCUGUGUUCUCUGUAGGAGGGAGAGUCUGCUCCUGGUAGAGAAACUUUCUCUGUGCUAACCAGAUAGUUCAGUCUGUACAGGAUCACACACAGCUGAUGUUAGUUAGUACCAACCUGAUCUCUCAGUGGUUGUAAAUGCAGUCUGACCAGGUGAGGGGUACCUGAGCUGGUCUGGACUCUGGGGGGUUGAGUGCUCUCUGGAACUUGUGGGGUUGCAGAAUGAUGGCUGAAAGAGCUGAGCGAGGUCCAUGUAAUUACCUGAAAUGAUCAGUUGUCUGAGAGAAGGUGUGAAACAUGUUUUACUUUGUGUAUAAAACUGAGCUUUGUUGUCUUGAAACAUUUGUUUGUGUGAAGAAAAACCUACGAAUGUCAAACAAGAUUCUUUCUGGAUCAAAUUCCACAUCCGUGGAAAAAUAAUCACGUGUAAAGAGUUGUUUUGAUUAGAACAAACUAAAUUCAUCAUCUUGUGUCAUUGUGUAACAAAUGAACAAACUUUGA